AUGGAGGAGGUGGUGAAGGUGAAGGAGGUGGUGGUGACUUAUAGUAAUAUGGUGGAGGAGGCGAGGGAGAUGGUGGGGGUGGAGAUUUGUAGUAAUAUGGAGGAGGUGGUGAAGGUGAUGGUGGGGGCGGGGACUUGUAAACAUAGGGAGGUGGUGGUGAUGGGGAUGGUGGUGGUGGUGACUUAUAGAUAUAGGGUGGAGGUGGUGAAGGGGAAGGUGGAGGAGGAGAUUUGUAAUAAUAUGGAGGAGGUGGUGAAGGUGAUGGUGGAGGUGGGGACUUGUAGUAAUAUGGAGGAGGUGGUGAUGGGGAUGGAGGUGGAGGUGACUUAUAGAUAUAGGGUGGAGGAGGUGAAGGGGAAGGUGGUGGUGGAGAUUUGUAGUAAUAUGGGGGAGGUGGUGAAGGAGAUGGUGGUGGUGGUGAUUUGUAGACAUAGGGUGGGGGAGGUGAAGGUGAUGGUGGGGGUGGAGACUUGUAGACAUAUGGUGGGGGAGGAGAAGGAGAUGGAGGAGGUGGGGACUUGUAAACAUAAGGGGGAGGUGGUGAUGGGGAUGGAGGGGGUGGUGACUUGUAAACGUAAGGUGGGGGAGGAGAGGGAGAUGGAGGAGGUGGAGACUUGUAAACAUAUGGAGGGGGUGGUGAUGGAGAGGGGAGGGGGCGGUGAGUUAUAA
Messenger RNA from Sphenostylis stenocarpa, 669 nucleotides. Lineage: Eukaryota; Viridiplantae; Streptophyta; Magnoliopsida; Fabales; Fabaceae. The record is from the annotation of a GenBank genome assembly.